UGUGCACCUGUGAGUGUGUCUGUGAGUGCGUGUGCCCGUGCGUGUGAGCCUGUGAGUGUCCGUGGGCGCGCGGGGCCGCUGGGCGGGCGCCUUCCCACCUCCCCUGGCCGGGGCUCCGGGCGCCCACAGGGCUCACCCCGCCCGCAGGCUGCAGGCGCGCAGCGCUGUGCACUCGCCGGAGUCGCCGCGGCUGUGAAGCAAGCGGCGGGGCUCACAGCUCGCUUGAGAUCGGCUUCGUUUCAGUAGUGGACUCCCCUGGUUUUUUGGAGGACGCCCCAUAGGCUGCUGUCUUUGGAUUGGUCGCGGCGCUGCUGCUCUGUCAGGCAAAGUCUCUCCAGAAGUCUGAGUGGUGGAGGGAGCGCUGGUGCCAUGUUCUGCACGAAGCUGAAGGACCUCAAGAUCGCAGGGGAAUGUCCUUUCUCCUUGCUGGCCCCCAGUCAAGGACCACGCGAGACCGCAGAGGAGCUGGCGGAAGGCCCUGAGAGUGGCGAAGCCAGUGCGUCCAUCCACCAGGAUGUUCCUGCGAAGAAUGUGCAAGAAAGCCUUCCUCAAAGAAAGACCAGCCGCGGCCGCGUCUACCUUCACACUCUGGCAGAAAGCAUUUGCAAGCUGAUUUUCCCAGAGUUCGAACGGCUGAACCUCGCACUUCAGAGGACCCUAGCAAAUCACAAAAUAAAAGAAAGCAGGAGCUCUUCGGAUAAAGAAGACUUUGAGGAGACGAUUGCAGACCACGCGAUCGCAGCAGGAGUCCCCGUGGAGGUCCUCAAAGAGUCUCUGGGGGAAGAACUCUUUAAGCUGUGCUAUGAGGAAGACGAACACAUCCUUGCCGUGGUUGGAGGCACCCUGAAAGACUUUUUAAACAGCUUCAGCACGCUUCUGAAGCAGAGCAGCCACUGCCAGGAAGCAGAGAAGAGGGGCCGGCUGGAAGACGCCUCCAUCCUCUGCCUAGAGCAGGACCCCGAGUUCCUCAGUGUGUACUACUUCUUCCCCAAGAGAGUCACAGCCCUCAUCCUUCCCGGCGCCAUUAAGGCAGCUGCCCUCACUCUUUACGAGACCCAUGUGGAAGUGUCCCUAGCACCUCCCUGCUUCCGGAGCCGCUGCCCUGAGUUUGUCAACCAGCCCUACUUGCUCUACUCGGUGCGCGUGAAAAGCACCAAGCCUGCCUUGUCCCCAGGGAAGCCGCAGUCCUCGCUGGUGAUCCCCGUCUCACUCUUCUGCAAGACAUUCCCAUUCCACUUCAUGUUCGACCGAGACCUCGCCAUCCUGCAGGUCGGCAAUGGCAUUCGGCGGCUGAUGAGCAGGAGGGACGUGCAGGGCAGGCCGCACUUCGAGGAGUACUUUGAGAUCCUGAGCCCCAGGAUCAGCCAGACCUUCAGCGGCGUCAUGAGCAUGCUGAACAUGCAGUUCGUCAUUCGCGUGCGGAGGUGGGACGGCGCGGUGAAGAAGUCCUCCCGGGUCAUGGAUCUCAAGGGCCAAAUGAUCUACAUCGUGGAGUCCAGCGCGGUCCUGUUCUUGGGCUCACCCUGUGUGGACAGACUGGAGGACUUCACAGGCCGAGGGCUGUACCUGUCUGACAUCCCCAUUCACAAUGCUCUGAGGGACGUGGUGUUGAUCGGGGAGCAAGCACGCGCACAGGACGGCCUGAAGAAGAGGCUGGGGAAGCUCAAGGCCACACUGGAGCAGGCGCACCAUGCUCUGGAGGAGGAGAAGAAGAAGACGGUUGACCUCCUGUGCUCCAUAUUUCCCUGCGAGGUCGCGCAGCAGCUGUGGCAAGGGCAGGUGGUGCAAGCCAAGAAGUUCAGCAACGUCACGAUGCUGUUCUCGGACAUCGUGGGGUUCACGGCCAUCUGCUCUCGGUGCUCCCCGCUGCAGGUCAUCACCAUGCUCAACGCGCUCUACACUCGCUUUGACCAGCAGUGUGGAGAGCUGGAUGUCUACAAGGUGGAGACCAUCGGAGACGCUUACUGCGUGGCUGGAGGCCUGCACAGGGAGAGCGACACCCACGCCGUCCAGAUCGCCCUCAUGGCCCUGAAGAUGAUGGAGCUGUCUGACGAGGUCAUGUCUCCGCACGGAGAGCCCAUCAAGAUGAGGAUUGGGCUGCAUUCUGGAUCGGUGUUUGCUGGAGUCGUCGGAGUGAAAAUGCCCCGCUACUGUCUUUUUGGAAACAAUGUCACUCUGGCUAACAAAUUCGAGUCCUGCAGUGUGCCGCGGAAAAUCAAUGUCAGUCCAACGACCUACAGGUUACUCAAAGACUGCCCUGGCUUUGUGUUUACCCCGCGGUCCAGGGAGGACCUCCCGCCCAACUUUCCCAGUGAAAUCCCUGGAGUCUGCCAUUUCCUGGAUUCGUACCAUCGAGGCGCACACUCGGAGCAGUGGUUCCGAAGAGCAGACAGUGAGGACGGCAACGCGGACUUCCUAGGCAAAGCCUCCGGCGUCGAUUAGCGCGAGCACGCCUGUUGGCCAGUCUGCGGGGUCGGCCUCCUUCGCGGAGGGCAGAACCUCGGAGAGCACUUUAGGACGACCGACAGGGGCAGUG
Molecule: messenger RNA, 2536 nt
Organism: Octodon degus (degu)
Lineage: Eukaryota; Metazoa; Chordata; Mammalia; Rodentia; Octodontidae
Gene: Gucy1a1
Product: guanylate cyclase 1 soluble subunit alpha 1
Exons: 9
Coding region: 370-2442 (690 amino acids)
Biological process (GO): response to oxygen levels; cGMP biosynthetic process
Cellular component (GO): guanylate cyclase complex, soluble
Molecular function (GO): guanylate cyclase activity; heme binding
Source: RefSeq, a predicted model, not a curated record